AUUCACAAAAAAACUUAAAACCACGCAGCAGGCGUACUCCUUACUCUUACGACUGUUUGUUGAAUCUACCCCCCCUUUUUUGACGAUUUUCAAAUCAUUUUUCAACGCUACUUUAAAGUUAACGGAGAGAAGUUUUUGGCUCACUGUCCCGGGUGAAGUCUCAUCACUGCGUCUAUUUGGGGGUGUGACAGCACUCUCCGUUACAGCUGUGCCGGGCUUGUUUAUGAGUUGAACAGGUUGCUUUACGGAGCGGUAAGAGAAGACACACGCACACCGGCAUUUCCAUUUGACACAUGCCGGUACCGACUGCCCGCUUGCCGGAGGACUUUGCCGGUCAGAACCGCUGCUCGAUGCUUGUGUAUGACAUGAAUGACAAACAGGACAGGCCUUAUGUGUGCAGCGCUCACGGCUGCUCUCAGCGCUUCCAGUUAGAGGAGCACCUGAUCAUCCACAGACACAAGCAUGAGAUGACCCUCAAGUUCUCCUCCAUCAAGGCAGAUACAGCGUUUACAGAUCAAACCCCAACACCAACAAGAUUUCUGCAAAAUUGUGAAGAGGUUGGUCUGUUCAAGGAAAUCGAGGAGGAAUUUCUUCAGGCAGAAGAAGAGGAGAAGAGCAAACAGACACUCUCUCACAAUGGGCCAUCUUGUAUGACCCAGCAGCAGCAGCUCAAACCCCAGCUACAAAUCCAGCAACCACAUCCCCAGCCUCAGCACCCACCACUGCACCAUCCUCAGACCCAUCACCUGCGGCAUCCCCAGCCUCAUGGUCCCCUUAUGAGCCCCAGCUGCAGCCUAGCUGCCCAGCAAGCUCUAUCUUGCUCCCAGGCUCUGUCCUGCUCCUCAGCUCUGUCCUGCUCCCAGUCUGGAUCCGUUAUCACCCAGGCCCCUUCCACCCUAACACACUCAGGACCAGUUCCCGGGCCGCUGUCCUCCCUCCUCCACAUGAGGAACAGACACAGACAACCGCUGCCGGCCUCCUUACCUGGCACCCUGCCAGACCCUGCCAUGCAAGGGGCAUCUGCUCAGCACAUGCCUAUAGAGAAGCAGAUGUCGUGUUUAAUGGGUAUACCAGGUCCUGUACAUAACCCCACCUGCUCCUCGCCUCAGAGAUCCAAACAGACACUGGGGCAUCAUUUCCAACAGCACCACCCAGGAAUGGUCAGCGUCAACAACCCUGCGACAUCCAUGGGCCACAUGAUGGAUAUGAUGACACAACGUCAUCAGGCCCCUCCGCUACAACACCACCACCAUCCUUCGCCUUCCCAUCAUCACCAUCAUCAUCAGGCACAGCUUCCAACCCAACACAUCCCGUACCAACCGCGAUGCCAUGCUCCAUCUCCGCAGCAUCUAGGAAGCCCCCACAGGCACCAGCUUCACCAGUCAGUGAAUGUACCACACGCUCAGGCUCACCAAUCACCUCCUCCCCAUAUGCAUCAGGGUUCGCCUCCUGCACCUCCUCUGUCUGUUCCCCCACAGUUAUCACCAGUUGCCCAGCAGAUGCAACACUCACAGUCACCCCAAUCCCAGCAUGCAGUGCAGGUUGGUGGUAGCUGCAGCGGAGGAGUAGGAGGCGGUAACCGUCGCAGGAGGACAACAGAGCAAGACCCUGAUGAGCGCCGACAGAAGUUUCUGGAACGUAACCGGGCUGCAGCCACACGCUGCCGACAGAAAAGGAAAGUGUGGGUGUCCUCUCUGGAAAAGAAAGCCGAGGAGUUGACGCACACAAACCUGCAGCUACAGAAUGAGGUCACGUCGCUGCGGUCGGAGGUGGGUCAACUGAAGCAGAUUCUGCUCACACACAAGGACUGUCCCGUCACCGCCCGGCAGAGGGAGGCGCAGGGGUUUCCCACUGCAGGGGUGAGCCCAGGAGGAAGUCCCACCCCUGUAGGUCCUGGGUCUCAUCUGCAGGCCAUCCAACACAACAGCAUCUCCACCUCCUCGACACGGGGCACGACCUCCAGCUGGGACACCAACCUGCAACAUACAGAGGAGGGGGAGGGUCUGGAAGUGUGAAUCGCAUUAGACUUGAUGAUCUAUCUGUCAUAACUACACCUUAGUCUCACUUGGAUGUGGAUCCAUGUCUCUGUCCAUUAAAUACAGAAAUACCACUAACUAAUACAAAAUCCAUAACUGGUCAAAAGCAGCCUUUUCUGCAAGCCUGUGAUGGUAACGACUGGGUAAUCCUGUGUUUAUUCAGAAAAUAUCACUCUGUUUAAAUCAAUUUCACCCUCGCCUUCUACACACUGACAUUGCACAAACACAAUCCUUUCAGUAUAUUUUGCUUCUAUACUUUGCACUAAUUUAAAAAUCAAAGCUCAUGUAUUGGUUUUAUAUUUGUAACUAAGCUUAUGCAAUUGCACACCCUAUGCCUUCUCUGUGACGCAGAGGUAGCUUAUCAAAACUUUGUAUUUUUCUACAAGUAUUCAAAGGACAAAAAAAUGUUUUAUUUAGAUUUCAAACCCAGGUUCGUCUCAGAAAGCCAUUUCAGAAAAUGAUUGUAUAGAAUUUCCCCACAAGCACUUCUUUUAAAAACUACCCUGAGAAGGUAAAUAGCUUAACAUUUUACCUCACGUCUCAGUCCCUGUCAGUUGAUAAAAUAAACCUUGUUUUCUGGUAUUGUUUUCUUAAUGUCUGUUUCAAGUAGUUUUGAUGAAAUUAAGUAGUUUUAUUUUGAAAUUGUUACAUUUAUUUUGACACGCCAGCUAUGAAUGUUCAUACAGUAUGGUCUAGUCUGCCAUCUAGUGACUGCUCCUGUUAUUGAACGUUAACUAUAAUGGAGUGGUUAGCACACAGGAUUAGAACUUGUUUUAGAUUGCUCCAACACAAACAAAUAUAUAUUUCUUUAUUUUUUGUACACAAAAACACAGUUUGUAUGGCCUCUUGUUUUUU
Labrus bergylta (ballan wrasse) is the source of this 2891-nucleotide messenger RNA. RefSeq names its product cAMP responsive element binding protein 5a (gene creb5a). Gene Ontology annotation, molecular function: DNA-binding transcription factor activity, RNA polymerase II-specific; cAMP response element binding. Gene Ontology annotation, biological process: regulation of transcription by RNA polymerase II. The record is from RefSeq and is a predicted model, not a curated record. Lineage: Eukaryota; Metazoa; Chordata; Actinopteri; Labriformes; Labridae.